Cotesia glomerata is the source of this 1041-nucleotide messenger RNA. RefSeq names its product anamorsin homolog (gene CIAPIN1). The transcript is spliced from 5 exons. Gene Ontology annotation, cellular component: cytoplasm. Gene Ontology annotation, molecular function: iron-sulfur cluster binding. Gene Ontology annotation, biological process: iron-sulfur cluster assembly. Bases 111 to 944 code for a protein of 277 amino acids. Lineage: Eukaryota; Metazoa; Arthropoda; Insecta; Hymenoptera; Braconidae. The record is from RefSeq and is a predicted model, not a curated record.
CAGCCCUACUCAAAAGUUAGUAAACCUGAACGCAGCCAAUAAGUAGAAGGAAAGUGACAAGCCGUUGUACGAAUAUAAUUAUACGGAUCUUUCUUUUUAAAUAAGCCAUCAUGUUUUUACUCAAACCAAACACUAAGAUUCUGAUUAUUGUAGAUUUUAAUAAAAUCAAUGAAGCAAAUGAUUUUGUCCAAGAAAUAACUCAAACUACAAAUUUUUCUACUAAAAUCACGGUUACUCAUCCGACAGAAGUACAAAAAGUGCUCAGCGGUUGUGAAAACUCUGAAUAUGAUUUAAUAUUGUCAUUUACCUCAGAGCUGACUUCUUUAAAUAAAUUGUUACUAGUUCUAAAACCUGGUUGCCCAAUUUUAUUACAUAAACUGGUAGAUCCUCUGCAGAUAGACAAAAUCGAAGAACUAUGUGCUGAUAAAAUUACUAAACUGAAACUUAGUGGUUUUCGUUUCAAGGAAAUUGUUACCUCCGAUUUCACUUCUAAAUGGGAACUUUCAAAAGUUUUUUCAACUUUUAACGAAAGUUUUAAAAUUUGUCAAGUUAUUGGUGAAAAACCAUCUUAUGAGAUUGGGUCAUCAGUAGCUUUUCAACCUACAAAAAGUCUGACUUCUGUUUGGAAAUUGGAAAAUAUUGAUGAUGACAUCAUAGAUGAGGAUGAUAUUUUGGAUGAUGAGGAUAAAGCAAAACCAGAUUCCAGUUCCUUAAAGGUGUGUGGCACAACGGGCAAACGCAAGGCAUGUAAGGACUGUACAUGUGGUUUGGCUCAAGAAUUAAGUGAAGCUAAACUUGAUUUGAAAGAUCAAAAGUCAUCAUGUGGAAAUUGUUAUCUUGGUGAUGCUUUUCGUUGUGGCAGCUGUCCUUAUCUCGGAAUGCCAGCCUUCAAAACAGGUGAAAAAGUCCUUAUACAAGAAACUCAACUAAUUAGUGAUAACUAAAUUAUUUUUUUAUUUGUACUUCUUUAUUUAAAUAUGGUUAACUAUUAUGAAAAUGUAAAAAAAUUAUUAAUAAACUAUUGUUCAUAACUAACGUUGA